This is a messenger RNA of Vigna angularis (adzuki bean), 2129 nucleotides long. RefSeq names its product GPCR-type G protein 2. The record is from RefSeq and is a predicted model, not a curated record. Gene Ontology annotation, cellular component: membrane. The transcript is spliced from 12 exons. Gene Ontology annotation, molecular function: abscisic acid binding. Lineage: Eukaryota; Viridiplantae; Streptophyta; Magnoliopsida; Fabales; Fabaceae. Gene Ontology annotation, biological process: response to abscisic acid. Bases 277 to 1680 code for a protein of 467 amino acids.
UAAUCAGUAAAAUAAGAAAACAAUGAAAAUAGAAAUUAACAAGGAGUGGAAAUGUAUGGAGAUGAAAACGCAGUUGAGCUUAGCGUUAAUCUGGAAAAGUAGAAGGUGAUUACACUAAACUUGCUUUAAAGGGUUGCUGUUGAUGAAUUGCAUGCAAAGCAUAUUGUUAUUGUUGUUGUUCUUGUUGGGUUAGUGGAUCUGAUCUGAGGGAGCGAUGAUUGUUGAUUCGAUUGAGGAGAAGGAGUGAUUGUUCAGAAUUUGAUUACAGAGAAGAAGAUGAGUUGGGGAAGGGGAAUUUUGGAAGGGGUGACGGUGGUGGGGUGUCUGUGUUCACUGGGUUGGGCGGGUUUGUGGUUCUUGAAUCGUCGCCUCUACAAAGAGUACGAAGAGAAACGCGUUCUUGUUCAAAUCAUCUUCAGCGUGGUCUUUGCCUUCUCCUGCAAUCUCCUUCAGCUCGUCAUCUUCGAAAUCAUUCCCGUUCUCUCCAAAGAGGCAAGAGUGGUGAACUGGAAGAUCGAUUUGUUCUGUUUGAUCCUUUUGCUGGUCUUCCUUCUCCCGUAUUACCACUGUUACUUGAUGCUCAAAAACAGUGGUGUCAGCACCGAGAGGGCUGCUCUUGUUGCAAUUCUAUUCUUGUUCGCUUUUCUUUAUGUGUUCUGGCGCAUGGGUAUUCACUUUCCCAUGCCAUCUCCUGAUAAAGGUUUCUUUACGAUGCCUCAACUGGUGAGUAGAAUUGGGGUCAUCGGAGUUACUGUCAUGGCUGUUCUAUCUGGUUUUGGUGCUGUAAACCUUCCAUACAGCUAUUUGUCACUUUUCAUCAGAGAGAUCGAGGAGACGGAAAUCAAGGCCUUGGAAAGACAGCUGAUGCAAUCAAUCGAGACUUGUGUUUUAAAGAAAAAGAAAAUUAUUCUUUGCCAGAUGGAAAUGGAGCAGAAGCAAGGAUCUGACGAGUUAAAUGCUAGAUCUUUAAUUAAACGAAUUGUUGGUACGGUUGUUCGAAGUGUCCAAGAAGAUCAAAAGGAGCAAGAUAUUAAAGGCUUGGAGGCAGAAGUUCUGGCCUUAGAAGAGCUUUCAAAGCAAUUGUUCUUGGAGAUCUAUGAGCUUCGUCAAGCAAAGGAAGCUGCUGCUUAUUCUCGAACUUGGAGAGGACACAUGCAGAAUCUACUUGGCUAUGCUUGUUCUGCAUAUUGUGUGUAUAAAAUGAUCAAGUCGUUGCAAAGUGUUGUUUUCAAACAGGAUGGUUCAGUUGAUCCGGUGACGAGGAUAAUAAGUAUAUUCCUCCAGUUCUUUGAUAUAGGAAUAAAUGCAGCCAUGUUAUCACAGUACAUCUCCUUGUUAUUCAUUGGAAUGUUGGUUGUGAUAUCAGUCCGUGGAUUCUUAACAAAUCUGAUGAAGUUCUUUUUUGCUGUUUCAAGAGUUGGAAGUGGAUCUUCAAGCAAUGUAGUUCUGUUUUUGUCUGAGAUCAUGGGAAUGUAUUUUGUAUCUUCUAUUCUUUUAAUCAGAAAAAGCUUAGCAACUGAAUACAGGAUUAUUAUAACAGAGGUAUUGGGUGGUGAUAUCCAGUUUGACUUUUAUCACCGAUGGUUUGAUGCAAUUUUUGUGGCAAGUGCAUUCCUUUCACUGCUUUUACUUUCCGCACAUUAUACAUCUCGCCAAAUUGACAAACAUCCAAUUGAUUAGCAGGAAACUCACUCCCUAGAUGCAUGUAUAGUUUCUAAUGCCACGGAAGGUUUGAUGUCAUGCCAAGGAGUUUAAAUCUUCAAGAUGGAUGCAUUUGAAUUUAUUUGAUAGCUGACAGAGGGCAUUCAUUAUUUUUUAUUUGCCAGUGAAUAGCUUAUCAGAAGAUCUGAUGCUGGAGCGAAUCACCAUUGAGAAGAUUGAUAUUGUAUUACUUAUAUUUACAUAUAUGCAUGCCACCAAAUCUUUUAGAAUACCCAUUUUUUGGAUGAUUUUCUAUGGAAAGUGAACAUUUCUGAACAUUGUUGGGCAAUAUGUUCAAUGUACAUUUGCUUACGCUUUGGUAAGUAUAGAAUGAAUUGGAUGUGAAUAGUUUUUGUCCUUGGGAUUUUGGUACCAUGGAUCUAAAGAACAGUUCCAUAAUUUUAUUGAUAAUUACUAAUUUUGGAUUA